GACCAGGACAGACUAUAGAACAGAAUAGAAGUCCAUUGGUAAAAACAUAAUGAAAAUACAAUUGCUGCUUCUGCAACAAGCGCUUCAUAAAAUGGAUGAGUCCUUAAGUUAAUGUCCUAAAUAAAUAAAUUAAAAACAAAGGUCCACAACCUUAAAAAUUGAAAUCCUAAGUAUCCAGGUUUAUUGUUGACAGCAACUUCAUGAGAUAGUAGGACCCACGGUGAUCGUGACAGUGAUAUCCAGAGCCCUGUAACCUGGAGUUCCAGUAUCUGAGUUCAGAGCAGUUGCAGCCCAGAGGAGCAAGACACAAAGGCUGCACUGUUUGUAGCUGUUGUCUGUCUGUGGUGGAUGUGAUUUUUUUUGGCAGAGCCUGCUGCCAGCCUCUGCUGCUCAGAGGGGGGCACGGGCAUCCCUUCCCCCGUAUCUCAGCAGAGGUGUGUGAACCAUUGGCGAGGGUUGAUGCUACUGGAGGGUCGACAGUGCUGCUGCGUUUACAGGAGCAGCAGGGCCAUGGCAGGUGCACAGAGAGGCACAGGGCGUCCACGCUGCUGUCUGAUCAGCUGUGUUGCUACCGUUUCACUCCUCCUCCUCUUCAGCCAAGCUUUAAAAGCCAGACACCAGGACGACAGGCACAGAAGACACAUCCAGAACUCCACCGAAACCCCUGCAGGGCUCAUUGAUCCAGCUGCCAUCGACCUCACUCCCCUGGUCAAUACGUUAAUAAAUUCAAGCCACUCGGGCUCCCGUCAGCUCUUCUCCCUCCUCAGCGUGACGUCCUACAGCUCUCUGGCUCUGCAUAAACUCACCCUGCUGGUCUACAACAUUUCCAGCAUCAGAAGUUUGGAAAGCAGCGUGUUCAGGAGGAGAUUCUGUUACUGUGUCACCAAUGAGACCAACGAUCUGACCGACUUCACGGCCGUCCUGUUGGAUGUGAUGGGAAACUCUACCAGUUACUUACACGAGCUCUUCAAGUCUGCCUCCAUAUUAUCAGUGAGCCAGAGGAACGACUCGGGCUGUAUUUACAUCUGUGUCAUGGCGGGUACCGUGGGCAGAGAGCUGCCGGCGCUCUGGGAGGUCGACUCCAUCACUCCACUGUUCAACCAGACCAUCAUCAAAGGACCUCACAGAAUUGGCAGUGACUCCUCCUUCAGGCUUCCUGUCGAACGGCACCAACUGCCCACAAAUCUGAGUCACGUCGCUCCAUCUGGGAUGAGCUCGGUGUUCCGAGUCCAGGCGACCGCACACGCAGUUUCACCAGCUCCAACAAUCACAGCUCCAGGGCCACAGGAAACGCCUCAGCACUUUACAGCAGCCGUGCUGCAAAGUGCAGCGGACACAGCAGAGAUGACAAAGAUGUGGACGACAGCCCAGGCACAGGCUUCAGAAAGGCCAACAGUGACAAUUCUGCAACCAGCCGCAGUGUCGACCCAGCCGGUCGCCACUGUGUCAGUGCCAGCUGCUGCAGCUCCUUUCAGUACGACCCAGGCGUCCAUGGUGUCACACAGACCUACAGUGUUCUCACCAGGGGUCAACCAGACCUGGCUGAGCGCACACCCAGAGAGAACAACUGGACUUUCUCCUGCCCACCCCACAGAGGGGCCUGUGGCAGCCAGGAGGACUACGGCACGCAGUAGGGCUGAGGAACCAGAGAAGCCAGGUUGUCCUCGGCGAAGGCCGCCGCCGAUCAGCAGGUUGACCUCCGGCGGCCCAGCGACAGUCGGUGCUCACAAGCUGCAGCCCUGUGUCCUCGAGCUCUGCCGGUUCUUCUCUCAGUGCCUCUGCAGACCCUUCAGCCACAAGACGCGCAUGAAAAGAUACUGCGACGACAGGCACCCCUGGUAUGAAGAACACACGCCUGAGGUGUGUUGGCGGGUCAGGAGAGUGGCCUUCUCCAGAAAUCUGAAACAGAGAUGCCUGACAAAGAUGUGCAAUAACCUGUGACCACAGUGGAAGCAGAGAGAGACAAAGAGCUGUUCAUCAUCACAGGACGUGACUGAAACUACAAACGACAGCUGAGAACAGUUGUAGAACAUCUGCAGAAUGUAUGGAAACAAAAUCUGCUAAUUUUCAAGUCUGUAUGGGUUUCAUGUGACUGUAGACAUCUGCCAUCUGUCAUACUCUGACAUUCAUCAGUAUGAUAUACCCAGUGAUUUAGUUUAUAGAGCCAAGACUAAAUGUACUGCAUGACUCACACUGAGCAAAGAAACCAAUUUAGAUUUUUUUAUCAGUUUAAAAAACUCUGGUUGAUUUCCCAGCUGCCCCUGUAGAUCGACGCAUGACUGCACUUCACACAGACACCUGGCGUAAAAGUAGCAUGUCCGCUGGUAGAUCUGCUCCUCAGUUUGAAGCUGUUUGAAUAAUAGAAUUAAACAUUGCAGCUUUCUGAAUGCCAUGUUGAAUUCUUUAAGAGCUCACAGACCAGACCAACCGUGUUCUGACUGACUUUUUCUCUUAGAGCUUCACAAUCGUCCCUCUUGCUUGUGGUGACUGUCCCAUAUGGACCACCUGGGUUUUUCUAAUGGGACUUUUCCCACAUUUUACAGAAUUGUCCAGUUUUUGAGGAUAAAGUUGAGGAAAUUGAAAGUUACACUUGUCAAAGUGGUGAUAUUGUCCCUCACUGAAGGAAAAACAUGCAGCUGAAGGCCUCAAAAACUAGUAAGUGGCCCUUGUGAAGCUUCGAUUCUCUUUAGGGAGAAUUGCCUUAAACGAAUCCCUAAACUCGCCACUUGUUUCAUCUUAAUGUCUUCAUGACGUGCAUGUCCAAGCACAGGAGCAGAGACACACUUCAGCCCUUGUGAUGACCUCAAAACAAUUUGACACGACCGUCCUCCCCCACAGAUGCACCCAUACAAUACCCCAGUGU
Monopterus albus (swamp eel) is the source of this 2863-nucleotide messenger RNA. It is a transcript of the gene hhla1, whose product is annotated as HHLA1 neighbor of OC90. The record is from RefSeq and is a predicted model, not a curated record. Lineage: Eukaryota; Metazoa; Chordata; Actinopteri; Synbranchiformes; Synbranchidae. The coding region runs from base 460 to 1941 and encodes 493 amino acids. The transcript has 15 exons.